Messenger RNA from Danio rerio (zebrafish), 2656 nucleotides. RefSeq names its product RAB, member of RAS oncogene family-like 2 (gene rabl2). Lineage: Eukaryota; Metazoa; Chordata; Actinopteri; Cypriniformes; Danionidae. Gene Ontology annotation, biological process: microtubule-based movement; cilium assembly. Gene Ontology annotation, molecular function: GTP binding; GTPase activity; G protein activity. The record is from RefSeq and is marked provisional. Gene Ontology annotation, cellular component: cilium.
AGAGACGUGUUGUUGUCGUGCAUGUUCACAGAGGAUUUUCUGGAAGCAGAUUCAGAUUUUUCAGCACAAGAUUGCGAUGCUUUGUCAUCCACAGUUCAGCGAUUAAUGCUAACAAACAUACGACGUGCUCUAAACACAUCUUGGGAAGACUUUUAGACAAUAACGUACUCUAGACAAUACGGAUUUAACGCAGUUAGUUAUAAAGCUCGUGAAACAAACGCGCUAAUCUGCUAAUUAGCCUGCAGGCUAGCCACUGUCGGUUUACAUCAGGGAAUAUAACAUUCGCUGUUGUUUCUGUCAUUGUCGAUCGUGAAUAUGAAGUAAAUGGUGUGCGGGAAGCUAGAGAGUGUGUGAUGGAGUGAAGCAGCGGGUGUAGGAGCUCUCCUAUCGGCUGUUAUCUGCAGUUAAUCCCGCGGCUGUAAGAGGCUCAGUGUUAAACUCCUGCUGCCGCGGCUCGGGACUCUCGCCAUGGACGCAGGAGGAAAUUCUGACCUGGACCUGGACAAAUAUGACUCUGAUGAGCAAGUGAAGAUCAUCUGCCUCGGAGACAGCGCUGUGGGGAAGUCCAAGCUUAUGGAGCGAUUCCUCAUGGAUGGAUAUCGGCCUCAGCAACUCUCCACUUACGCUUUGACUCUGUACAAAUACACCACCACCAUCAAUGGACAGACCAUUCUAGUUGAUUUCUGGGAUACUGCAGGACAGGAGCGUUUUCGAAGCAUGCACCCGUCGUACUAUCAUAAAUCUCAUGCUUGUGUCAUGGUGUUUGAUGUGCAGAGGAAAAUCACAUAUAAGAAUCUCACUGUCUGGUAUAAAGAGCUGCGCGAGUACCGGCCCGAGAUCCCGUGUCUGGUAGUGGCCAAUAAGAUUGAUGCUGACAUGAAGGUCACGCAGAAGAGCUUCAACUUCGCUAAGAAACAAGGCCUGCCUUUCUACUUUGUAUCUGCUGCUGAUGGAACCAAUGUGGUAAAGGUGUUUAAAGACGCUAUUCAGAUGGCGCUGUCCUACAAGAGGAACUCCAGCGACUUUAUGGAUGAAGUCAUGAGGGAACUAGAGAACUUUGAUUUAGAGAACAAGGAAGAAUCAUCAGAUAAAGAGGAAACGCAGGAGGAGAAACCUAGCUCUGCAUGACCUCAUCAUCUUCAUCAUUUUUACCAUCGUCUGUCCUCAGUUCAUGGCUGUUCUUUCAGCAGACACAACACAAUAUGAUCCUGUGAAUGUACACGUGGCAUUAUCUGACAUCAGAAUGAAAUCUCGGUGCACUGCAGAUUUUUGAUAUUUCAUGGAAAUUGUGCAGCAUUCAGAUUUAGUAAAAAGUAGUCCUCUAUAGAGACUCUCUGCAAUGUGAAGUGUUUCCUGUGCCGAAUUUAACAUGUUUUUACAUUAUUAUUUUGUUUUCAGAGGGAAAUAAAUAUUUAUGAGACUUUCUCACAAAGUGUAAUGUUUUACAGCAAAUGCUCAAGUAACAAUCUGUGACGCUCACCAAUAUGAAUAAAGUACUUGAUUUUUGUAUGGGUAGUUGAUUACAUUUGGAAGUAGUUGUUAUUAUAACAGUUGAAAAUGUGAAAAAAAAAAGAUUUAUUUGCCCUCAGGGCAUUCAAGAAUAAGGUAAAUAUUUCCUUUCUUUUUGUCAUUAAAGGAGAUUUUUAGAGUUAAUUAACACAAAAUAAAUCAUACAGACAAAACGAAAUGCAUACCUGUGAAUCUUGGUGUUAUAUUGAAGUCGUAAGAAGAUAAACUAUCAGUACUGUGCAGAAAAUGAACAUGAUUAACAACAUUAUACCAUGUAAUGUUUGUACCAAUAUAACAGUCAUAGCAAACCGUCCUGUGUGUUCUAUUGUAAUCGUUGACUUGCAUUCCAGUCACCUAGUUAUGGUUUCGACAAAAAAGAUAAAUAAUAUAUAUGUUACAGAAGAAACAAAAACACAUCUUGAAUGAGUAAAUAAAAUAAUUUUCAAUUUGAGAGUAAAAUUUCUUUGCAAAAAUUAAACAUUUCGAAAGACAAAAUGGCCGUCAGUUACAAACGUAGACGCUUAGCUUAUUUGCCAAUCGAAUCCUCUCUGGAUGUGACAAACAUACACGAACGUGUUUGUCUGGAUGUUAUAGAACACGUGACUGGAACAAACUUGAGAAUGUGCAGCUUUCAAACACUGACCUUUAUAUCUGAGAUUCUGAAGGGACGUGCAGCGCUGCUCUUUAUCCUUAAAACCUGUGGAGGACAUGUCUGUCAUAUCACAACCAAAUCCAAACAUCUUUCAACCUUUGUUGUCGAUUGUAAAGUAUUAGUUCAUGUUUAACAAAUAUCGUUUUUGUCGGGUUGUUUAAUUGUAAAGGCUGAAAUGCAUGUUUUUAGAAAUAUUUAGCCUACAUUUCAUCAGAUCUUCUAGACAAACGAUGGCAAGAGAAAUCUCAUUCGAAUCCCCUUUAGAAAUCACAAUUUUUAAUUAGGCUAUUUGCUUUUGUGAUGUUUUGCACAAGUGCUUUAUACAGUUUAUAUAGUGUGUUUAAAUGGAACCAGCUUUGUUUUGCACUUGAAUGUGUAUAUCUUGAGAUUAGGGAAAACAAUCUUGCUAAAACCUCUGUUGUUUUUGUGUAGUAUACACAAAUAUCUUGUACUGUGAACAGAAUGUGAUUCAUAUUAAAAAAAUAUAUAAACAGA